Messenger RNA from Carassius carassius (crucian carp), 1587 nucleotides. RefSeq names its product thrombopoietin (gene thpo). Gene Ontology annotation, molecular function: hormone activity; cytokine activity. The record is from RefSeq and is a predicted model, not a curated record. Lineage: Eukaryota; Metazoa; Chordata; Actinopteri; Cypriniformes; Cyprinidae. The transcript is spliced from 5 exons. Gene Ontology annotation, cellular component: extracellular region. Bases 138 to 782 code for a protein of 214 amino acids. Gene Ontology annotation, biological process: cell population proliferation.
GACUCACUACAGGGACGUCGGGGCAUGUUUAGAGACGAGAUAACAAACGUCCCAGCCUGGAAAGGAAGAUUCAUCAUUCAAAAAGUGUGGGGGCGAAUGGUGAAUGUAGUCAAUAUCGUGCAGGAGCGCACAUCUCGAUGGGCGUUUUCGCGUUACUUCUUCAAAAAAGACAUUCUCCAAUGGAAAGCAACGCAAAAGAAGAGCUCUCAUGUUGUAACGGCAUGGAUUUAAGAGUGCUGGUAGUAGUGUUCAGCAUGGUUGCCUCUGAACUGUCUCACGUUCACACUAGACCAAUUGACUUUGUGUGUGACAGCGAGGCCAGAAGAAUGAUGAACAAGGUGAAGGACUUACAAGUGGAAAUGGUUGUCUGCAGUGCUGUUGAUGCUCUGCCGUCUGAUAUUAAAUUACCAUGCAUCAGAAUUCACAAAGCAACCUGGGAGAGAAAAUCAGUGCAUGAGCAGAGGGCUGAGAUCCUGCUGUCUUUGGGGACUCUAGCGCAGGAUGUGCGGUCUGCCAGGACACUCAGCCAACCUGGCUGUGGACUCACUCUGCUGGAGCGCUUGGAGCACAGUAUCAACAACUACUUGCAUGUAGUAAGACUACUCCACAUUGAAGGGGAGCAGGUAGGGCCCCAGGCAGAGCUAUGUCUGGGUCUGCCCUCUAAGGAUUUGGGUUUGGUGUUGAAGCACUUUGGGUUUCUGCUAACUGGCAAGCUGGAGUGGCUGAUUGCAGAGAUGGCAAAGGGGUGCGAGACUGAAAGACUGACUUCUAAUCUUGUAUAAUGGGACCAGACAGGCCCAAUCAAUUUUAACAAUGGUCCAACUUCAAGACAAUGGAGGGCCAUGCACUUUGCCAGAGAUCAGAGACUUACUGAGGAGAAAGUACAUGAUCCAUAAACAACAACACUGUGCCAUCUGCUGGAUCAUAGCUGAACUGACUCACCUGUUGAGAGGCACCUACUGAACUUUUAAAACAGACCAACUGUUCUGAACUGAAUACAGUUUCUGGUGAGUGCUUAUAUAUCACAGAUUCUAUUUAUUUAUUUUAUAGCCUGCAUGAAGGUUGAAUUGACUCUACAUGGUGUGAUAGCACAUGGAAGAUAACUGUGACAGAAUGUGUGACAAUGCGGAGGUAGUGCGGUGCACACACAGGAAGGGACACUUUAUCUAUACACUCCAAGUUAUAAUUAUCAAAUGUUUGUGUAUAUAAUACAUUUUGUGUAAAAAUACUAUUUACAAUAUUUUGUAAAAAAAACUUGUAAUUAAUCCAAAGAUUAAGACAUAACAGAGUCAAAGCAUCAGUGACCAAAAUAUUUAAGAAAAUAUUUUAAUAUAUUCUCUUUUAAAUAUGUUUUGUUCUCCUCUCUUUUAAUGUUAUCCACAUUUUGUAAAAUGUAUCAUUUGUAAGAGUUUUUUUUUAAAUGUACAUAUCUAAAUAUUUAAAUAUAUUUUCAUUUAAUUUGUGGUGUGGAUUCUUAACUCAGAAUUAAGCUUUGAAAUGUACAGUAUGUAUCUGUAAUGUAUGCACUAUACAGACAGUUUUCCUGCAGUGGAUUUACUAGUAGAAGAUAUGCACUACUGUUCAAAA